GCCGCCCAGGCGAGGUGCGGCCUCCGCUCGGGCGGGGGGGCGUCGGCGCCGUGGGGCCCCGCCAUGGCCGCGUCCGAGCUCUACACAAAGUUUGCCAGAGUUUGGAUACCUGAUCCUGAGGAAGUUUGGAAGUCAGCAGAGCUGCUCAAAGAUUAUAAACCAGGAGAUAAAGUCCUCCUGCUUCGCCUUGAGGAAGGAAAGGAUUUGGAAUAUCGUCUAGAUCCAAAGACGAAGGAGCUGCCUCACUUGAGAAACCCUGACAUACUUGUGGGUGAAAAUGACCUCACAGCCCUCAGCUAUCUUCAUGAGCCUGCUGUGCUCCACAAUCUCAGAGUCCGCUUUAUUGACUCCAAACUUAUUUAUACAUAUUGUGGUAUAGUCCUAGUAGCUAUAAAUCCUUAUGAACAGCUGCCUAUUUAUGGAGAAGAUAUUAUUAAUGCAUAUAGUGGUCAGAAUAUGGGUGAUAUGGAUCCACAUAUCUUUGCAGUAGCUGAAGAAGCUUACAAGCAAAUGGCCAGAGAUGAACGAAAUCAGUCCAUCAUCGUAAGUGGAGAGUCUGGGGCAGGAAAAACAGUCUCAGCUAAGUAUGCCAUGCGAUACUUUGCAACUGUGAGUGGUUCUGCCAGUGAAGCCAAUGUUGAGGAAAAGGUCUUGGCCUCCAACCCCAUCAUGGAGUCCAUUGGAAAUGCUAAGACAACCAGGAAUGAUAAUAGCAGCCGUUUUGGGAAGUAUAUUGAAAUUGGUUUUGAUAAGAGAUACCGAAUCAUUGGUGCCAAUAUGAGAACUUAUCUUUUAGAGAAAUCCAGAGUGGUAUUCCAGGCAGAAGAGGAGAGAAACUAUCAUAUCUUCUAUCAGCUUUGUGCUUCAGCAAAGUUACCUGAAUUUAAAAUGCUGCGAUUAGGAAAUGCAAAUAACUUUCAUUACACGAAGCAAGGUGGCAGUCCUGUGAUUGAAGGAGUUGAUGAUACCAAGGAGAUGGCACAUACCAGGCAGGCCUGCACUCUGCUAGGAAUUAGUGAGUCUUAUCAGAUGGGAAUUUUCCGAAUACUUGCUGGCAUCCUUCACUUAGGCAACGUUGCAUUUACGUCUCGGGAUUCAGACAGCUGCACAAUACCUCCCAAGCAUGAACCUCUCAGCAUCUUCUCUGACCUUAUGGGCGUGGACUAUGAAGAGAUGUGUCACUGGCUCUGCCAUCGGAAACUGGCUACCGCCACAGAGACAUAUAUCAAGCCCAUCUCGAAGCUUCAGGCCACGAAUGCCCGUGAUGCUUUGGCCAAGCACAUUUAUGCCAAGCUCUUUAGCUGGAUUGUAGAUCAUGUCAAUCAGGCCCUCCAUUCUGCUGUCAAACAACACUCUUUUAUUGGAGUACUGGACAUAUACGGAUUUGAAACAUUUGAGAUAAAUAGUUUUGAACAGUUUUGCAUAAAUUAUGCAAAUGAAAAACUACAACAACAAUUCAAUAUGCAUGUCUUCAAAUUAGAACAGGAAGAAUAUAUGAAGGAACAAAUUCCAUGGACACUCAUAGAUUUUUAUGAUAAUCAGCCUUGCAUUAAUCUUAUAGAAUCUAAACUGGGCAUUCUAGAUUUGCUGGAUGAGGAAUGCAAGAUGCCUAAGGGCACAGAUGACACUUGGGCCCAAAAAUUGUACAACACACAUUUGAACAAAUGUGCACUCUUUGAAAAGCCCCGUCUAUCAAACAAAGCUUUCAUCAUCCAACAUUUUGCUGACAAAGUGGAAUACCAGUGUGAAGGCUUUUUGGAAAAGAAUAAAGACACUGUUUUUGAAGAACAAAUCAAAGUUCUGAAAUCCAGCAAGUUUAAGAUGCUACCAGAAUUAUUUCAAGAUGAUGAGAAGGCCAUCAGUCCAACAUCAGCCACCUCGUCAGGGCGAAUGCCCCUCACUCGUAUUCCUGCAAAGCCCACCAAAGGCAGACCAGGCCAGGCGGCCAAAGAGCACAAGAAAACAGUAGGGCACCAGUUCCGAAACUCCCUUCACCUGCUUAUGGAGACCCUCAAUGCCACUACCCCUCACUAUGUACGCUGCAUUAAACCGAAUGACUUCAAGUUCCCAUUCACGUUUGACGAGAAGAGGGCAGUGCAGCAGCUGAGAGCAUGUGGUGUCCUGGAAACCAUCCGCAUCAGUGCAGCGGGCUUCCCCUCACGGUGGACUUACCAAGAAUUUUUCAGCCGCUACCGUGUCCUAAUGAAGCAAAAGGAUGUGCUGAGUGACAGAAAGCAAACGUGCAAGAAUGUGUUAGAGAAACUGAUACUGGACAAGGACAAAUACCAGUUUGGUAAGACAAAGAUCUUUUUCCGUGCUGGUCAAGUGGCCUAUCUAGAGAAACUGAGGGCAGACAAGCUGAGAGCUGCCUGCAUCCGGAUCCAGAAGACCAUCCGAGGGUGGCUGCUGCGAAAGAAGUACCUGCGCAUGCGGAAGGCGGCCAUCACCGUGCAGAGAUACGUGCGAGGCUACCAGGCCCGAUGCUAUACUAAGUUCCUGCGCAGAACCAAGGCAGCAACCAUUAUUCAGAAGUACUGGCGCAUGUAUAUAGUCCGCAGGAGAUACAAGAUAAGACGAUCGGCCACUAUUGUUCUUCAGUCUUAUUUGCGAGGUUAUUUGGCCAGAAAUAGAUAUCGCAAGAUGCUCCGUGAGCACAAAGCAGUUAUCAUUCAGAAGUGGGUCCGGGGCUGGCUGGCUCGCACCCACUACAAGAGGAGCAUGCAUGCCAUCAUCUACCUUCAGUGUUGCUUCCGGCGGAUGAUGGCCAAGCGCGAGCUGAAGAAGCUCAAGAUCGAGGCCCGUUCCGUGGAGCGCUACAAGAAGCUCCACAUUGGCAUGGAGAACAAGAUCAUGCAGCUGCAGCGCAAAGUGGAUGAGCAGAACAAAGACUACAAAUGCCUCAUGGAGAAACUGACCAAUCUGGAAGGAAUAUAUAACUCUGAGACUGAGAAACUACGAAGUGACUUAGAGCGUCUCCAACUAAGUGAGGAGGAAGCUAAGAUUGCUACUGGACGGGUCCUCAGUCUGCAGGAAGAAAUUGCCAAGCUCCGGAAAGACCUGGAACAAACUCAGUCAGAGAAAAAAUCCAUUGAGGAGCGUGCAGAUAGAUACAAACAGGAAACCGAGCAGCUGGUAUCAAAUCUGAAGGAAGAAAAUACUUUGCUGAAGCAGGAAAAAGAGGCCCUCAAUCAUCUCAUCGUGGAGCAGGCUAAGGAGAUGACAGAGACUAUGGAGAAGAAGUUAGUAGAAGAAACAAAACAACUGGAACUCGAUCUUAAUGAUGAAAGGCUGAGAUAUCAGAACCUUCUGAAUGAGUUCAGUCGCUUAGAAGAACGCUAUGAUGACCUCAAGGAAGAGAUGACUCUGAUGGUGAAUGUGCCUAAGCCUGGACACAAGAGAACAGACUCCACCCACAGCAGCAAUGAGUCUGAAUACACCUUUAGCUCUGAAAUUGCAGAAACUGAAGAUAUGCCAUUGAGGACAGAGGAGCCAAGUGAGAAGAAGGUGCCUCUGGACAUGUCAUUGUUCCUCAAGCUCCAGAAGCGGGUCACAGAGCUGGAGCAGGAGAAGCAGGUGAUGCAGGAUGAGCUGGACCGUAAGGAGGAGCAGAUGCUCCGCAGCAAGGCAAAGGAAGAAGAAAAACCACAAAUUAGAGGUGCAGAACUGGAAUAUGAGUCACUCAAGCGUCAAGAGCUGGAAUCAGAAAAUAAAAAACUGAAAAAUGAGCUAAAUGAGCUACGCAAGGCCCUUAGUGAGAAAAGUGCCCCAGAAGUGACGGCUCCAGGUGCACCAGCCUAUCGUGUCCUCAUGGAGCAGCUGACCUCUGUGAGUGAGGAGCUUGAUGUCCGUAAGGAGGAAGUCCUCAUCUUGAGGUCUCAGCUGGUGAGCCAGAAGGAGGCCAUCCAACCCAAGGAUGACAAGAACACAAUGACAGAUUCCACAAUACUUUUGGAAGAUGUACAAAAAAUGAAAGAUAAAGGUGAAAUAGCCCAAGCAUACAUUGGUUUGAAAGAAACAAACAGAUCACCUGCUAUGGAUUGCCAUGAGUUGAAUGAGGAUGGAGAGCUGUGGCUGGUUUAUGAAGGGUUAAAACAAGCCAACAGGCUCCUGGAAUCCCAGCUGCAGUCACAGAAGAGGAGCCACGAGAACGAGGCGGAAGCCCUUCGUGGGGAGAUCCAGAGCCUGAAGGAGGAGAACAACCGGCAGCAGCAGCUCCUAGCCCAGAACCUGCAGCUGCCCCCGGAGGCCCGCAUCGAGGCCAGCCUGCAGCACGAGAUCACCAGGCUGACCAACGAAAACUUGUAUUUUGAGGAAUUAUAUGCAGAUGACCCUAAGAAGUAUCAGUCAUAUCGGAUUUCACUUUACAAACGGAUGAUUGAUUUGAUGGAACAACUUGAAAAACAAGAUAAGACUGUUCGGAAACUGAAAAAACAACUGAAAGUAUUUGCCAAAAAAAUUGGUGAACUAGAAGUGGGCCAGAUGGAGAACAUAUCCCCAGGACAGAUCGUUGAUGAACCCAUCCGUCCAGUCAACAUUCCCAGGAAGGAAAAGGAUUUCCAAGGCAUGCUGGACUACAAGAAGGAGGAUGAACAGAAGCUUGUCAAGAACCUGAUUCUGGAACUGAAGCCACGUGGGGUGGCAGUCAAUUUGAUUCCAGGGUUACCAGCAUAUAUCCUGUUCAUGUGUGUUCGACAUGCUGACUACCUGAAUGAUGAUCAGAAAGUAAGGUCGUUGCUAACAUCAACAAUUAACAGCAUCAAAAAAGUAUUAAAGAAAAGAGGUGAUGAUUUUGAAACCGUGUCCUUCUGGCUCUCUAACACAUGCCGAUUUUUGCACUGUUUGAAACAGUACAGUGGCGAGGAGGGCUUUAUGAAACACAACACGUCUCGCCAGAAUGAACACUGCCUCACCAAUUUCGACCUGGCUGAGUACCGGCAGGUGCUAAGUGACUUGGCUAUUCAGAUCUACCAGCAGCUCGUGCGGGUGUUAGAGAACAUCCUGCAGCCAAUGAUCGUCUCUGGCAUGCUGGAGCACGAAACCAUUCAGGGUGUGUCUGGCGUGAAGCCCACAGGGCUCAGAAAGCGAACGUCCAGCAUCGCAGACGAGGGCACCUACACACUGGACUCCAUCCUUCGGCAGCUCAACUCCUUCCACUCGGUCCUGUGUCAGCACGGCAUGGACCCUGAACUGAUCAAGCAGGUGGUCAAGCAGAUGUUCUACAUCGUUGGGGCCGUCACCCUGAACAACCUCCUCCUGCGCAAGGACAUGUGCUCCUGGAGUAAAGGCAUGCAGAUCAGGUACAAUGUCAGUCAACUGGAAGAAUGGCUGCGUGACAAGAAUCUGAUGACUAGCGGGGCUAAGGAAACCCUGGAACCUCUCAUUCAGGCUGCUCAGCUCUUACAAGUGAAAAAGAAGACAGAUGAUGAUGCAGAAGCUAUCUGUUCCAUGUGCAGUGCUCUAACUACUGCCCAGAUUGUCAAAGUAUUGAAUUUGUAUACUCCAGUUAAUGAGUUUGAAGAAAGAGUCUCUGUAUCAUUUAUUCGUACUAUACAGAUGCGUUUACGAGACAGGAAAGACUCUCCUCAGCUGCUCAUGGAUGCGAAACAUAUCUUUCCUGUCACGUUUCCUUUUAACCCAUCCUCCCUUGCACUAGAAACCAUCCAGAUUCCAGCCAGCCUGGGCCUGGGAUUCAUAUCACGGGUCUGAAGGUGAUGUGAUGUCAAGGCAAACAGUGACAAUAAGAACCCAUUAUUUCCAGUGAACUACUGAAAAGACAUUUUUAAAGAGAGUACUAAUUAUCUUUCAAAUCAGAGGUUAUUAACUGGAAAUCUCCCUAAAUACUUUCAUUGUCUUGGAAAGAACAAUAGGCUUCUUUGUGUUACCUUACCAGCAACAGUCACCCUGGACCAGUUAGGUAUCCCGAGGUACAUGCAGGUGAAUCACAGAAGGAAAAGGGAAAAAAAGGUCUCCAGCUGCCCGCAUUUAUUUUAAAUCCUUAGCACUGCAUCUAAAUGGUAUGGUAAAAAUGUAAAUUCCAGGAAUGAGCUGUUGUUAGGAAGGUACCUACAAAGAGCCUCCUCUACGCGGACCAGAAGAAUUGAAAGAAAAAUUGCCAUUGAGUACAUAUUAUAUCAGUUUAGGAAUCAGUUAUGUUGAUGUUGUCAAACUGGAUCAAAGAAAUAAACUGGCAGUAUGUAAAGUACUUGGUCAAGAAAAUUCCUUAUAUGUGUCACUAUGAUAUAGAGAUAUUACGAGAAUGUUGGUUUGCCAUAUAGCAUAGAAGUCCAUUUGUACUGUAGUUUACUGAGCAUUUUAAAUUGCUGCUACAUACUGUGUUCUUUAAUAUAUAAAUGAUAUUCCUAUUAGGCACUACAACAAUAAGCUUCUCUUAUCAACUCUGUUUACAAUUCAGUCAGAUCAGUUUUAACUGGAUUAUGUGCAAAUAUAUACAGAUUCACCUGCACAAGUAGCAGACACUGGGAAGUCAUGUAGUAAUAUGACAAAAUGUUUGACAUUUAGGGAUAGGAUUAGACAAAGUGGCUGUUGAUGUCAUUAUUUAUUCAGAAUGUAUUACAUUGAUGUGCUCAUUCAUUUUCCCUGGGUGGAUAUCACAUCAGGGUACAGUGUUCUGUGAAGUGACUUAUUUUUAGUUCCCAGACCAGAUUCCUGCACUGCAUAUUUUCAAUCCUGACAGGUUUUCUUUCUUCUUCUUAAUUUAUUAAGAAUUAAUCUCAGUCACUGUCUAAAGAAGAUUCAGGUCUUGAAACCUUGAUUAUCCUAUAGAUUAUGCAAAAGAAGGUGUAUAAUAAAUACUAUGGUUCCAUUUUUUUUUUAGGCUUUGCAACUUCUGUAAAUGUUCUCAGUACCACUAGAUACUUUAAGGAGCAUCGUAUUAGGAAUACUUUAAGACUUAUGUAAGAAAUAUAAGAAGAUUGCUAAAUUUUACAGAGGAUAUGCUUCAAUAAGACCCAGAUCCUAUAAGUUUCAUUCUGAAAUCCUAAUUAAACAUAUUCUCAAUUUUUCCUGGAAAUCCUAGACAGUGGGUCUUUCAGAUUGUGCAAGAGCAAAUUCUUAACUUUCAUUAGAAACUCUGGUUCUGAAUCACAAACAUAGAUUUAUAUAACUUAACUGUUAGAUGGUCUAUGAAAAAUGACAUCUUAUUAAAACGUGCAAUAUUAAUGGAAGUCAGUUUUAAAUCAUGAUAAAGAUUGUUAUUAAAAGAUAAACACU
Messenger RNA from Callorhinus ursinus (northern fur seal), 7230 nucleotides. Lineage: Eukaryota; Metazoa; Chordata; Mammalia; Carnivora; Otariidae. The record is from RefSeq and is a predicted model, not a curated record.